CUGGUCUGUUCCGUCCAUUGCAGCUCGUCGUCACUACCAGCCUCCUCCACCAUCAUCCUCCUUUAUAACCGGGACAACAUGGCUACUGCAGCGAGCCGCUACUACAGCGAAGACGGCAGGGCAACCAAACGACAGAAAACCGACGGAAUGGCCACGGGAUACGAAGAUCCACACAAGACCCUUCCGUCUGUGGUGGUGCACGUCCGGGGGCUGGUGGAUGGUGUUACAGAGGCUGACCUUGUGGAGGCCUUGCAAGAAUUUGGAGCCAUCAGCUAUGUGGUGGUGAUGCCCAAGAAGCGCCAGGCACUGGUUGAGUAUGAAGACAUGAACGGAUCAUCCACAGCCGUAACCUACGCCGCAGACAACCAGGUUUACAUCGCCGGCCACCCAGCCUUUAUCAACUACUCCACCAGCCAGAAGAUCUCCAGACCGGGAGACUCUGAUGACUCCAGAAGUGUUAACAAUGUUCUUCUGCUCACCAUCAUGAACCCCAUCUACCCCAUCACUACGGAUGUCCUCUACACUAUCUGCAACAACUGCGGGCCUGUCCAGAGAAUUGUCAUCUUCAGGAAGAACGGCGUCCAGGCGAUGGUUGAAUUCGACUCUGUGCAAAGCGCCCAGCGGGCCAAGGCAUCUCUUAAUGGAGCAGACAUCUACUCCGGCUGCUGCACGCUGAAGAUUGAGUACGCCAAGCCCACUCGCCUGAAUGUGUUCAAGAAUGACCAAGACACCUGGGACUACACAAAUCCCAAUCUAGGAGGCACAGAUGGUGAUGCAGAUGGCAAUGGGAGCAGUUCAGAUGAUGUCAAUGCCAACCCCAACAAGCGCCAGAGACAGCCUGCUCUGCUGGGCGACCAUCCUCCUGAGUACGGAGGUGGCUACCAUGGCUACGAUGAGAGCUACGGUUCUCCGCCCUACGAGGGUCGCCGCAUGGGACCACCAAUGAGAGGGCGUGGAGGGAGAAACUACGGGCCGGGCUACGGACCACCUCCCCCUCCUCCCGGCGAGUACGGUGGCCACGCCGAGUCUCCAGUUGUCAUGUUGUACGGCUUGGACCCUGUCAAGAUGAACGCCGACCGUGUCUUCAAUAUCUUCUGUCUCUAUGGCAACGUAGAACGGGUGAAGUUCAUGAAGAGUAAGCCUGGGGCUGCCAUGGUGGAGAUGGGAGACUGCUAUGCAGUGGACCGAGCCAUCACUCACCUCAACAACAACUUUCUCUUUGGACAGAGACUGAAUGUGUGCGUGUCCAAGCAGCAAGCCAUCGUACCCGGUCAGUGCUAUGAGAUGGACGACGGCUCGAGUAGUUUCAAGGACUUCCACGGCUCCAGGAACAACCGGUUCACCUCGCCAGAACAGGCGGCAAAAAACCGCAUCCAGCACCCGAGCAACGUGUUGCACUUCUUCAACGCCCAGCCAGAUGUCACGCCAGAGAUUUUCUCUCAGAUUUGUGAUGAGAUUGGUGUGAAGAGCCCCGUCAACGUCAAAAUGUUCACAGGAAAAAGUGGUGCAGCUCCCAGUGACCGCAGUGCUUCAGGUCUGCUAGAGUGGGAGUCCAUCAAUGAUGCCAUGGAGGCUUUGGCUAUGAUGAACCACUACCAGAUGAAAAACGCAGUCCCGAUCCCUCACGAUACCUGCGGUGCUGUAGAAAAAGUCGUGACAUACCCAGUAAGAGCUGGUCCGUACCCGUACACCCUCAAACUGUGCUUCUCCACCGUUCAGCACGCCAACUGAGCGCACCCUUGUAGCCAGUAAGACGAAGAUUGGUUCACCAUUCCCAUAUUCACAUGUACUUAGACUAGGACUGCUGACAACACACCCUGGAGAAAUUUGACUUUCUAAAACCCCUCAAACACUGUGAAUGAAAUAAUACACUUUCACAAUGAGAUUGAUCCCUAAAGUGCAAACUCCUCAUAUUUGGUAUUUUAAGCAGAUCUAACAAAUGCUAACGGGCAUCUAAAGUUUUGAUAUUCAUGCCCCAGAUGUGGUCCAUAGUAUCAGUACUUUUGUGUCUUCAAUAUUAAGUUGUCCUUUUUACUUUUUGUAAUAUGCUUAUACAGUAACCUGACAUGUGAGAAAGUGUGUUUCAGAGAAUUGGUUUUAUGCUCAGGUGGUUCAGAGGCAGUGGACAACAUGGUUUUGUAAAAGAGUUGUCUUUUGGACUUUUAUUAUUAUAGCUCACUUUUUUCUUCUUUUUUUUUUUAAUUGCUACCUAUUCAGUUCUGCGUCUCCGUGUCAGUUGGAUUGUUUUGUUCUAAGAAAAUAAAAAUAAAAAAUCAAUUUAAA
Messenger RNA from Sebastes umbrosus (honeycomb rockfish), 2283 nucleotides. RefSeq names its product heterogeneous nuclear ribonucleoprotein L-like. The record is from RefSeq and is a predicted model, not a curated record. The coding region runs from base 79 to 1731 and encodes 550 amino acids. Gene Ontology annotation, molecular function: mRNA binding. Gene Ontology annotation, cellular component: nucleus. Lineage: Eukaryota; Metazoa; Chordata; Actinopteri; Perciformes; Sebastidae. The transcript is spliced from 15 exons. Gene Ontology annotation, biological process: regulation of RNA splicing; mRNA processing.